AUGGGAGUAUCGACUCCGUUGUCAAAAGUCAAGGGAAUCGAUCGCAGCAAUCGCCAAAGUUUGACCGUCAGCACCAACGGUUCUCAACAGGCUCUUAUCGUCUCACAUAAUGAAGAUCGACUGCGCAACUUUGCCGACUUCGGUCUUUCCCAAAACUUUCCAAAUAGCACACCAGCGUCUACCGGUACCACUCAUCAACGAUUGCUGCAUCUCAGUCAUCUCGACCUGUCGCACGACCAGAGUCGUCCUCUAGUGUCACCCAUGAAACGCAAGCCAAACCACCCAGCAUAUGAACCAGACCCAGAAUUUCUCUCCCGGCGGAUUUCUCAAACAAUCUUACCGCAUUGCCCACGCUUGUAA
Molecule: messenger RNA, 360 nt
Organism: Plenodomus lingam JN3
Lineage: Eukaryota; Fungi; Ascomycota; Dothideomycetes; Pleosporales; Leptosphaeriaceae
Source: RefSeq, a predicted model, not a curated record